CCGACCUACGGGCUUCGGCCGAGGUUAGUUUAAAAGAGCACUCGUCAUCGUGUGCGCAGUCCAAUACGCGUCCGCAGUUCGAGAGAAAAAAUUAAUCACUCGUGUAUUUCGUUUUCGUUUUCGUUUUUUUUUCUCGUUUCUUAUGAAAAAUAAUACCUAAUAAUAUAUAAACAAAACAACCGGACCGCACGCGCACAAUCGAUCGACGUCAUAAUAAUAAUUCACAACAACUCGAGGAUCGCUCCGACCUCUCCGCAAAUGAAUUAUUUUAUUAAUUAUUUUAAUACACGCGCUUAAUCAUUUUGUUAAAUACCUACACCUAUUAAUAAUCGAAAUCACAAUAUUAUAUAAGCUGACUAGUGCGACGCGUGUUAUCUCUAUCAAAAAUAAAAAAAUCGUACAACUCUACACGGCGACGCAACACUGCCAGCUACUAUAUUAUCAUCGUGUUAACAACUCAUUAUUAUAUUAAUAGUUGUGUAGCAUCAUUGUGUUCAUUUUGCCGUUCAAAUAACACGCGAAAAAUGUUAUCAAACCUCGUUUGAUAAUAUUCUAUUAUAUACAACACGACCGACCGAGGAAUACACGCCGCCGCCGUCGAUCAAUCGCUAACGUCGCCGUCGUCUCCUGAGGAGGAUCCGAAGAACUUUCUGACCACCGCCACAGCGCCGGUGUUCACUGCACUUCGUUGUCGUCCGACAGACUUCCCAUGAAAAUGACGGAAAUGAACGCGGUCAACACGCAGAGCAUCGCCGACUAUUUGGCGCAACUGCUCAAAGACCGCAAGCAGAUCACCGCGUUUCCGAACAUGUUCAUGCAUGUCGAACGGCUCAUCGACGAAGGUAAUAAUAUUGCACAAUGACACGUUCGUUUAAAUGACACCUAGUAAUUUUUUUCGCAUCGUAAAACGGUAAUUGGCGUAGGUUCUGCCCUCGAAUUGGCGGCAGCACCUGUCGUAACAUUGUUUUUAAUCUUUGAAUAUUAUUAUUAUAUUCUUCACCUAUGUUGACUGACCGUACCCGUCUGUAUAUUGUAUUUUGUGUGUGUGUGUGUGUGUGUGCGUGCAUGUGUGAGUGGCUAAUAAUAAUAAAUAUUUUAUGUAGUAGGCACUUAUCUGUUUUAGUAUUAUCAUUUAUCAGUGCAUUGUAGUUUCCGACGCCACCGCGACGCCUGAUAAGACGGUUUCAGCUGAUUUUAAUGACCAUCCGCUUUUUAAUAAUAAAUAGGUAUCUUUUCGAUAGGCAGGUAGGUUGUGUUUUUCACACCCGCAUCGUUUUUAGUUUUUCAUGGGACGUCGAUGGCCCAAUAAAAACAAUUAUCGGUCGUCGGCGGGCGGGACGCGCGCAUCUCGUUUUUCCCGUUUUGCCCUUCGUUUCCCCCCUACGCACCCGCUCCUUUCACAUACACUCACAUACACUCCCGUCUAUUCUCGUCGUCUACCACGAUUCCAAUCAAUUUUCAGCCCAAAGCUGCUCUCCUCUGUUUCAUCGCCGUCGACGAUUCCCCACAAGAAAAACACCUUCGGAACAGCACCGUGUAGAGUCGGCAGCGUUUUUACUCGAUGACGACGUAAACAGGUUGGCCGUAUAAACACAACGUAAAAAAAAAGGGUUUGGUCUCGUGUGUGUGUGUAAUAAUCGUAUGUAUAGGUACGUGUAUAUACAAUACGCGGGCGUGCGCGUGUGUGUGUGUUUAUGAGCGCGCGGCAAGUGAAGGCCACGCGCGCGCUCGCGUUCAAGACGUUGCCAUUUACAAGCCGCCGCCGCCGGUCGUAUACGUGUAUACGUUUUAUGUGCGCGCACAGAUUCGGUUUCACGACCGGAAUGUGGCGGCGGCGCGGCGGUUGCAGCGGAGGUACUACACCGCCGGCCCACGUGUUCUACAGGUGCCGCCGCUGCGUUUCGCCUCCGUACACCUGUGCGCAGGGAUCGUGACGGUGGGCCAGACGAUGACGAGGCCUAGGCCGGAAUCGGGUGACUGUACAGUCAACGGAACCCGGCCCUCGGACGGUAAUCCGUCAACCGUUGCCAUCGGUCCCUGACCGUCCCCGGAUAGGUUUUCUACACACAUGGAAUAUAAUAGUUUCGCAAGGCCCGCAACAAGUGUGUGUUUAUGUGUGUGUGUACUAAGCUGCCGCACCUCGCACGACCACCACCGCGUACGUUCGAAUCUCGUCUUAAAAUGGGAACGCAUAUUACCAAUAAUAUAUUGUUUUAUAUAUUAUUAUUAUUAUUUUUCAUCGCCCAAUGUGUGUGCGUGCAUAAAUCGAGGUGGUAGCAUGUAUUAUUAUAUUAUCUGUACACAUCAUAAUUUUUAAUAACAGCUACGUUAGUACGACGUUGAAUACAAUAUUAUGGUUAAUUAUUACUAUUUUUCUCCUCCAUAAUAUUAUAAUAUUUUUCGUCGAUACGAACUUCACGUGUUUUGUAUAUAGGGGGUUCCUUGCAGUUGGUGACUAUUCCAAAUUAACUGUAAUAUUAAUAUCAUAAAUAUUAUUGUACAAGCCAUGCGUGUGUGUGAUAACUUGUUACCCCCUCUACUAGACGUUAUCGUAUUGUUACUUGCUUUAGCUAAAAAUUAUUAUUAGAUACUUUAUUAUUAUUAUUGGAUCGUGAGAAAAUAACUUUGCGAUAAAAUGUCGCUGUAAAAAUGCAGCCGUCGAGCUACGAUGACUAUAAAAAUAAUAAUAAUAGAAGUCACGUUACCACAUUGCAUUCAAAUAAGCGAUAUUUAGUUUUGAAAACUUAAACGUAAUAACAAUGACCUCUCCUCGACUUUUAAUCUAAAAGAGAUUUAAAAAUAAUGAAAACUAAUUCUCUAAAUACCACGUUUGACCCCACGUAUACCAUAUUUUUUUUCGUCCCACGCAAGUUUUUUUACUUUCGACUACCUCUAUACCAGCACGGCAUUUAAAAGUAUGUAGCAAAAUUAUACAGCACAUAAGUAAGACUUAGAAAAUAAGAAAUAUAAACCUUCUACGCCGUACAAAUAAUUAACAUUUUAGAUUCUGAGUGAAGCAAGAAACGUAUUGGUUUUAUCUGGAGUUUACUACACGUUUUAUUUAUCUAUUUAUUUAUUAUUAUUUAUAUAUUCUUCAAAAAAAGAAUACUGGGCUUCACUGAGUAUUCUUGUGAGGAGGCCCAGGGGUUAUUAUAUAAAUAUAAGUAUAAUUAUUAAUGAAAUAUAUGUAUAGAGCUUAAAAAUGAUUAAUUAUAUAGUAUAAAGAGAAAAAAAAAUGUAUACCUAAUGUUUAAUAAAAUUAAAUGUAAAAAAAAAUGAUGGACAUAUUUCGCACGUGGGUGAAGCCAUUAUUAUAAGUGGGAAGUUAGGAAGGUAAAAUACGAUAAACCAUUGCUAACGAAAAAACGAUUCUGAGCCGAGUUCAGUUUAUAAUAUUGCUUUGUCAACAAUACAAUAUAUGGUACUAUGUCAUAUUAUGGUAAAAUGAUUAAAACAGUGUGCGUUUUCAUGACAAUAAUAAUCGUAUAAAAAAGAUUAAAAUAAUAACAAAAAAAAUAAAUAAAAACGCUUGUCAAUGACAACUUUAUUUUUAAUCUUCCAAUUUUUUUUAACCUUAAGACUGAAGUUUUCCUCAUUAUCUCGAAUAUUAAUGAGAAUUUCAAAAAAUGACCUUUCUAUAGUACCACCCAAAGAAAAUUUCCUUUCAGAAAAGGUGCUAUACUUGAAAAUCGGAAUAUGCUUUCUGGUAAAAAAAGUGUUCACAUAAAAAAAAAUAAACACUAUUAUAGAACCAAUACAUUCCUUGUUCCACUAAGAAUCUAAAAAAAAUUAUUUUUUUUCAAGUUUAUAAAUAAAUUUGAAACGGUAAAAAUUAAACAUAAAUCAUGACGCACAUAUAUAAUUAUAAUCAUAAAUCACUGUUAAAUUAAAAAAAAAAGAAGCCAUUUUGUAAAGUCUUUUUUAAACUUUUUUAGUGUUAAUGUGUGUAGGUGUUUUGGUAUUAGAUUUAGAAUCUUAGUAUCGAUAAAAUUAUUUAUUUUUCGGGAGCUUGUUUUAUGAAGCUAUUGUAUUGUAUAAUUAAUAUUAAUAAACUUAGUACCAAUACCAUGACACCAGGGGUGAUGGGACAUUAUGAUUUUUUAAAAAUAGGACUGCUGAUUCCAAAUAUAAGUUUUUAAUAUUUAGGCUAUUUAAAUUUUCAUAAAAUUUUAUCGUAUGAUAUUUUUGUCUUUUUUAAGACGUUUCCUAAUUAAUGUAUUUUUACUAGUUUGCAAUUGAGAGAGAACGUUAUCAUAAAAACCUCCCCUGCCUAUUAUUCCUAAUGAAAUAAUUGGUUACAGUGCCAAGUAAAUAAACCUUAAAUAGUUUUAACUUGAGAUAUCUUUAAGUUCUCUCAUUAUAUAAAUCAUUUUUCUAGAUUUUUGUGUUAUUGAAUUUAUUUCAUUCAAUUUCAUAUUUUAGCAUAUUUCUACAUCCAAAUAUUUAACGUUAUUCACAACGUUUAUUUUCUUAAAUUGGCAAUUUAUAUCAUAAAUAUUAUACGUAUCAUUAUGUAGUAUAAUAUAUUAUAUUUUUUUGUUUGGUAACAUAUUUAUUUUCCAUGAAUGUAAUAGAAUAACGGUUUUUUCCUAAAAAUAUAUUAUUUAUAUUAAGCUAUUGCCCUAUAAUUUUUAGAUUUACUGUUAUAGUUUUAAACACCUCUUCCCAUGUAUUUUUAGAGCAAAUUAAAACGUUGUCAUCAGCAUAACAAACUAAAGUACUUUUUAAGGAUAAGUUUUUAAUGUUAUUUAGCUGUAUAUUGAACAAAAUAGGUGAAAUUAUCGUUCCUUGCGAUACCCCAUUCCUUUCAUUUACAAUGUACAGUAAAUAAUAUUUGUUGUUUUUGAUAUUUCUUGAUCUGUACCUUUUAUUAGUCUAAAACCAAACUGGUUUUCAAAUAAUACAUUUUUUUUUAUUUCUGAAAAUUUAAUCAGUUUAUUUUUAAUUAUUUUUUCAAACACUUUUGCCACAUUUGAUAUUAAAGAAAUCGUUCAUUAAUUACUUAUUGAAAUAUAUGUUCCUUUUUUAUGAAUAGGGGUGACUAUCGAAAUUUUAAAAGCGUUGAGUAUACUAUUAUGGUUAAGAUAUAAGUUAAUAUAUUUUAGAGGAAGACAAAGAAUUAGUUCAUGGUUUUUUAAUAAUUCUGAUGUUUAUUUUAUCAGCUCCGGGAGCAGAUCUAUUUUUGAAUUAAAGAUAGCUCUUAAUAUUUUAUUUUCAAUUAUACCUAUCGUAAAAUGUAUUAAGAUUAAGUUUUUUAGGCAUUAUUUUGCUAUCAGUUGUAUUUAGAUUUAAAAUAUAUCUAUUGAAUUUUGUCUUAUGAUUAUUCAAUUUGGUGAUUAAUUCAGUAUUUGUUUCUAUAAACAACUUUUCAACCUAAAAUCUUACUUCAAUCAAAAAUUGUAUAAGAACAUUCUUGUAAAAUUUUGCAUUAAGUUAGUGGACUGAGAAGUAAUUUUUAACUUUCCUUAAAGAUUUCUUAAUAAACAACAAAAACUGGGAAAUUGUUGUAUAAUUUUGAUUUUAAUUUUGGGUUAUCUUGUCAAAAAGGGAAACCAUAAGACGAAUAGUACUCAGUCCAGAAUCGGUUUUCGUUUUAUACAGAUAGAAAUUAAAUUACUCUGUAUAAUAUCUCCUCUUCCAAUUUCCCUGUGACUGGGCGUACCCAUUAGCAGUAUCGGCCUUUUUUAAAAUUCAGAACGGGAAGUUAUAAACUUAUAACUCAUAAUAUUCAUUGAAUACAGCGAUAAAUUCAGAAACACUUUAAAAUAAUAUUUGGUAUAACCAUUCAUAAAAACGCUGGAUAAAAUGUUUAAUUACAGUAUCUAAAUGAUUUUAAGAAUUUAUUAUGAUUCGUGUACUUACAUCUUGAGGAUUUAGUAUUGCUCGGUAUGAAUAUUAUCUAUAUUUGGUUCCAUUAAAGAAAUAAUAAAUAAAAAUGACUUUUCGCGUAACCUGUAUGCGUAUUGUAAUUGACAUACUAUAAUAAUGACGUACGCUGUAUGACUCAAAACAGCCGACGGUGUGCAUUUUUUUUGUAAGUGGGUGAAGAGAAAAAAAAAUGUGUGAUUAAGUUUAAUCACGAAUAUUGUACUAUACAUAAUGGUAAAUGAGACACGAUUUAAUUUUUUUUAUAGAAUAUUUGUACUGCAUUUUUCUUUUAUUUCUAUAAAUCGACAUAGAUACCGCUGCCGCGCUUAAAAUGCACACUAGCGCGUUCAUCGAUGAAAGUUGCUCUAUGAGUUUUGUUUAUAAAUAUUGUAAAAAAAAAAAAAAACUUCACUAUAAAAUUGAUAUUGUUUUAGAUUGUGCGAAGAAGAAGUCAUUAGUAUUUAGUUUUACUGAAAAAAACACUUUGAAUAAUAAAAGUACUUGCGUAAAUGGGUUCUUUACCAUGCGAAAUUUCUACCCGAUAUAGUACUUUAUUUUACUUGAUACAUUUAUCAAUAUUUUCUGCAGUUCAGCCGUGGUUUUGUUUUUUGAUUUUUGUUGAUUUCUAGGUUCCUUUUAUAGGCGUUCUCAUGAGAAGUGCAAGGUUCUCCACUCAGAAUCGUUUUCGUUUUGCAAUUAUUUGUCCUUGGAUUUGUCAUUGUCAAAGUAAUGUGUGCAUUAUCAGUUUUUGUAAAGUUUAAGUUGUUAAGAACAUAGCAUAUACGUAUCAUCAACGUACACAGCGUAUCAUUACUAUGUAUUCGAACGAAUAAAUUAAAGUGAUUCGACGUUAAACUUUGUAGAUUUUCAAGAUACGUCUGAAGCGAAAAAUGUUUUUUGCUUCGAUUUAUUUUACGUUUAAAUGAUGUUUAUGAUAUAUUACUUAAUUGUUAUAAUAUUUUGGUUUUCAUUAUUUCCAAGAUUAUUCCUUAAGCUAGACAAUUUAAUGUUUUACUAAUUUUUUGAUAAAUGUUUAACUAUAUUAUUUUUUGUAGACAAUAUAAUGAAGUAAAAAAAAAAUUAAUUUUUGCACAUUUUUUAUACUUACCCGAAUUGCCCAUGUUUAUAAUAUACUGGCAUCAAAUUUCACACUUAUGCAAAGUUAUACACAAGUGUGAUAAAUUCUAACUGCAUGGUUAGUUAACAUAUUUUAAUGGACCAAUUAUGGGUCGCUAUUUAAUGUGUUUAAGAGUGGAUUGCUAAAUUUGUUUGUAAAAUUUUAAGACCCAUUUAGUGGACGGCCGUAUGCACGUUUUAAAUAUUUUCUGCUAGUUUUUUUUUAUGGUGUUAAGUACCGAUAUUAUAUUAUCUUUGCCAUAAACGAAUGCGCAUUAUACUGUAAUUUACUGGAUUUUUUCUCGUCAUAAACGUAAUUCCUUUUCGCGUAAACUAUGCGUUGAAAGUUUAAAUAAUAUUUUUUUUUCCAAUUUAUUAUUACCUAUCUAUUUAACAUAAUUCCACUUUAUUUAAGUAUAGGUACACUUAUAAAUGUCAUUAUAGGAAAACGGAAUGCAAGUUCUUUUUUAUUGUUAUUCAUUUUAAAAUCGAUUAUUGCAUUAGGAAAAAGGUUUCUGGUAAUAGAACUAAAAAAAAUGUUUACAUUUUUUUAAUGACUUCUGGAUGUUUUUUAUUUUAUCAAAUUUAUUUAUAUAAAUAGAUAUUUGGGUCUAUUUUUAUGACUGACACUGAUUAAUAUUUAAUGAAAAUAUAUUGUUUCCGUUUGAAUUUAUUAUUUUCAUAGUUUAUUCGGUGAAAGUUUUCCGUAUAGAAAUAAAAAGUACAAUUAUCAUAAUUUCGAAUAUUUUUUAGAUUGUCUUAUGUCGUAAUAAUAAUUAUUGUGAUUCGUAUGUAUAUUUUGUAUACUGUUGUUUACCGUAGGUGUGGAGUUUUUUAUGUCAUUCGAGAUGAAUAUAAUAAAACGAUGGCGAGAUCCAAUAUUAUUAUUUUCUGUAUAGCUUUCUAUUUCGUUUAGACUUUAAAUAAAAAUUGAAUUUUACGCGUUUCGACAGAUUCUACGUGUAAACGUGUAAAACAUUUACAUCGCGAUUCGCGUAUACAGAUUUUGGUCACUAUGUUUUGAUAGAAAGUACAUAAUGUGACGUAUACUACUUCUCUCCACCAAUAAUAUUCUCGGAAACAUCGAUCGUUUAGCGAUUUCAGAUCGCUAGGUUUACGGUUCGUUAGACCGGAGGCUAAAGUAAUAUAAUAUAGACGGGUAAUUAGUCGAAAAAAAAAAACAAAAACGGGUUAUUCGGUGCGUAUACAAUUGUAUAUCGCUCGGUAGAUUUUAUAGUAAAUAGCUGCAGGUAUAGGUAUUGUUAGUGAAAUAUCGCGGGCACUUCGACUCGUUUAAAUUCGAUUUGUAUACGUGCAAAAAGGUUGUCGUCACCGUAAUCACGAGAUGCGGUAAUUUUCUGCGCAAUUGCAUCUGACUCGGUGUAAGGAGAACCUUGGUGACUGCAGUCGGACGAUGUUUUCCGGAAUCGUCAGUGUGCACAGUCGUUGUCGUUGUUAGUUUCACACCGCCUUUAAAGCAAGGGAAAUUAACGCGCAAGGCUGUUUCGCACAGCAGCUAGUGAUUCCGGCGAUGGGGCCGUGGAUUUUUAUCGUCAUGUCGAUGUUUUACGAAAGUGCCUCCCGCGCGACAAGAGCGUGACAUCAGUUCGGGUUAGUGUACUAUUAUCGGUAUAUUUAAGGCCGACCAAAUAAUAAUAUUUUUUAUCGUCCGACUAUAAUAAAAACCAAAAAAACGACCUGGCUAUUGUUAUAAUUGUUGUUUCGAUGCAGAAAAACCUCGUAACAUUUCUCUUUCAACCCCCCCCCCUUUCAAAACCUCUGUAUUUUUAUUUUUUAUGUAAUCUACAGGUGUUGAAAACGCGUGUGCACACCCUUUGGGCGCCGACCUACAUACGUCACGUGUUUUAAUCUCCCUCGCCCCGCCCUUCCAUUACCUGCGCAGCACAACAAAUUGUCCGCCCUUGGCCGAUUCUGCACGCGCGCGUAUUAUGCAUUUUAUUAUUAUUGUUGUUUUCGUUGUCGUCAUAUCCUGAGCACACACGUACACAUGGAAUAUUGUCUCCGGCGCAAUGAUGAUAAUAAUAUAUAGUAUAAAAAUUGUCAACGACGAAGUUUGUUGGGGACGACGACGUGUCUAUGUCGCAACUCUAUCGCCCCGCGUGCGUAUAUAAUAAUUUUCAUCCGACCAAGUGCCACUGACCUGCAUUACUAUCUAUGGAUGUGGUUUGAAAGUUCUCUGCCGCCAGUUUUCGUGCACACUCUAUACUCGACCAGAUGUGCGCCGGCGCCACCAGAUUUAUCAUAGCAUACCUACCAACCUAUGGUACACAGUGGCUUUCACACGUAUACCUACUCGCAUUUCCUAUCGCAUGCUGCAGCCGCGAUACGAUUAUUAUUGUUAUUAUUAUUACGAUCGUUACUCUUCGUCGAGUGUGUGAUAGCAAGCGGUUUCGGUGAUGUCUGUACAACUAUACUAUAGGGGCGAGAGGAACGAUUUCGGAUUAUUCCGUUCGAACAUCAUUCGUGAUAAUUUCAUUUUUUUUACGCUUAAUACCUACUUCAUAUUUCUGUUUCUCUCGCUCCGCAGUUUAUUAUCAGGCAGGCCGACACAUUGUUCAUAAAGAACGCGACGAGUAUAAUUAUAGUCAAGACGGAAACAAUGAUGAUCCACAAAAAUAAUAAUAUUAUCAACGGUGAUUCGUCUGCAGCAGCUAUAUAACUGCUAUGCACUGCACAGUGUGUACAUAGCCUGGAGCUUUAUAUUAUUAUUAUUUUAACGAGUGAAAAAUUUUUGGUUUGGCCCACUUGCCAAAAAAGGGACUGGUCACCGAGCCUGUAAUUUUCUAACGUUGUGUCUGCGAUUGGAAACCGCGCGAGAACCGGAAUAUUAUUUUGUACCUAUAUGCGAGCGAACGAAUCUCAUAUUAUCAUUGUCUACACCGCCGUGCCUCCCUGGACGACGAGAAUGGUAGGUAUAUAGCAUAAGUAGGUAGCUACUUAUACGACGUCCGAGUUAAAAAGUCGUGUUACGCGACGAGAUCGAAUUUCAUAACGUAUACGUUAUAAAUUAAAAUGUGUAUUUGAGUAUACGAGGGGCUCAUUAUCUUUUGUACACAUAAUAAUAAUUCGAAUUUUUUUCCUAUUCAGUCUUGCAUAUUUUUUUAUUUUUUGAGAUGAUUAUUUGAAGGAUUGCAUAUUUAUUUUAAAUCCCGAGUUAAUUCGUAUUUCGGUGUCGGUAUACCGCGCAUAUGUAUAAUAUUACAAACCGUUUACGUAUUAUAUUUGCCGUCUUAUAAAAAUCAGUAUAGACAACAAUAUUAUUAACUUUUAGGUACAGUAUUUUGAUAAAAAUAAAUUAUAUAUAGGUCAAACUAAAGUCGGUGACAAACUCGUUAAUGUUUUUUUUUUCUUUUUUUCGUGCACAAUAUUCUAUGCACAGUGCAUGUGUGAGGCGUGACUUGUCCAUUACGAAUCGGUUAAAUAACCAUUUAAUUAACCGUCAUAUUGUUAGUGUAUUAUACCUACUAAUUAUUGUUUCUCUCAAAAUGCUGUUACUUCAGUAGAGUUAAUUUACCUAUAAUAUUAUAAUCAAAACUAACGUAUUCCAAAAAUCACGUUUUCAAAAAAUGAACAAGUGGGAAAGGGUUUUCCUGUAUAGCAAUGAAGAAAUCUAAAAUGCAUAUUUUAUGCAAUAUAGGCUAAGAAAAUUAAAAGUUUUAAGAUAUUUAGUAUUUUAUUUUUUAAAUUCCGAGCGUAGCGAAGGAGCUAUUGGUUUUCUUAAGAUAUUUUUUUUUUUAAUAAGCGUUUUAAAAUCAAAUUUAAACGAAAAUCUCAAAAGAAAUUACGGCACUUUAAAUUAUAUAUUACUGAACUGCACUCGGUAAUCGUCUUUCGUCGAGCAGUAGUUUAUCGUUGCUUACAGAUAUAAAUGUAAUAACUUUAUGUAUCUUACUUUCCCAACUUCUCACCUACAACAGUGGCUGCUUCCAUCCCCAGUAUCAGCUCUUUUUUGAAGUUGAAGUUAAAGUUUAGAUCAUGUGAGUUUUGUUUCCAAGGUACACGGAACGUGUGAGUUUUGAUAAUAGUUAAAUAAAAUACAAGAGUUUUCUAUGAAACAUGUAAUUUUUGAUUCGGGUUAAAUGGGGUGGGUUUAGUAUCAAGAUUCAUAUGAUCCAAUGGAAUUUGUUAUUUUUAAUAAAAAGGCGCUAUUUCCGGUUCAAUUUAGAUUUUUCCUUGUACUUUUUGAAAUUAACUGAUUGCAGAAUGGGAUUUGUCUUCAAAACUCCCGUUAAAACUGCAUCAUCGCCUACACAUUUAUCCUUGUUUGCCAAUUAUGCGUAGUUCGAACUAUAAACGUGAUAAAUAUUCACGCGGAAAACAUUUUUUCGCUAACUCCAUCCACCUGAUGUCUGAAGAAUUGUCUCGGGCUUCGUCGUAUUUUAAUACUAACCAUACGUUGAAAAACGCGUCUAUAAAUACAACAAUAUAAAUAAUAUAAUAAUCAUCCAUACGAACGAUGAAAAAUCAAUUUCUGGUAACCUACGGCCUUAUAAAGACGGGAGGGGGAAGCAAGGUUGAUUAUCGUUUAAAACUCAAUUAUAAAAUCGUUUACGAAAUGUUAUUAUGUAUAUUACUUGAACUCAGUAAUUGAUCAUUGAAUUUAAAAAUACCUAGUAGACGUAUUCGUGGUUGUUUUUUCAUUUGCUACGACAGCAGUGUACCAUAUUAUGUUUUUUUUUCAUUCGUGUUCCAUUUAUUCUAUAAAAUCGCAGUAAUAAUAAAUCAUACAUAUAUGUAAGGAUUUCUCGUAUAGGUGCAUUAUGUGUCUUGUAGUUUGAAAUUUGCAGUGUAUAUAAAUGCAUUUCUGAACGUGGUCAAAUAUUUAAAUCAUUCUAGUGAUUUUUAAACUAUUUAAAACUGUCGACGGUUUUUAGUUUCUAUUUUGUUUUACGUAUAAAUUCCUUUCAGUACAGCACAAAAACAAGAAAGUUUAACACGAGGUUCAUCAAAAGUUGUACUUAGUGGCCUACAAAAUAAAAAAAAGUUUAGCAUAAUGUAUUAAUUAUGUUUCAUAAUCGUUUAAAAUUAUUAUUUUUGAUGAAAAUCAUAAGUUACUGUCAUUUCGUGUACUUACCUACUGUAUUUUCCAAUUUAUGCAGGUACCUAUAGGCUAUAACAUUUUUUGGUUCAAUCAUAAAAACGCUCGAAAAUUUAAAACGAAAAAACACGGACAAUAAUUAUUAUUAUGAUUUAUUUUGUACGGUUACAAAUGAAGAUAAUAAUUUUCAGUUUAAGUUUUUUUAUUAUUAUCAUUUAAAAAUAGGAUAGAAAAAAAAACGAAAUAACACAAAAUCUUGGAACGAGGGGAUUCGCGCCGCCGCCGUUCAGUCCGUUUAUAAAUAAAGAUAGUGUUGAAAAAGUCAAAAUGGCGUCACACAGCAGAUGCCAAGUGCAUAUUACGGUCUAUUCUUGGACCUGGCGUCUGCAUCGCGUGCGACGUGUUUUCUCCCCUUCAAAAGACUCGCUCUGUACACCAAAAUAUAAAAUAAUAUUACCGACCGACUGUACACGGUGAUACGGAAAUAAAAAAAAAAAAUGCACACGUUUACCAAUAAUAAAAUCCUAAUACAAUAAGUAUUAUACACAUUUAUAUUAUAAUAUACCCCGUUAUAUUGCGUUUAACUUGUGUAAAAAAAUAACGAGUUUUCGGCCGUCGCCCGCAUAAUAACAAUUAUCAUUCAAUUACAGUAGAAUAUUACCCCUAAGUAGCAACUAUUAUCCCGACGAACAAUGGGGGUGGGUUGAUUAAUAUUUUUCAUUCGCUCGUUCGUCAUCGUACGGUUAUUACACACGCAAACGAUCAACUAGAGAUAAUAUUUUAUUAUCCUUCUUAAUUAACAAUAAUAAGGAAUUGAUAAUAGUUUACGUGCGCGUGCGCGGUACUAUCGCGGGUUAUAGCCUUGGACGGACGGAAAGAAAGGCGCGCGCGAUGGUCGGCCAGCCAGCGAUCGACCGACCGACGAGAUUGGUAAUUCGAGACACAACGCCGCGCGACGGAGAACAAUGUGAAAACGAUAGGCAGGUAGAUGAUGAACAUGUCACACUUGUUGACUUCGGAUAUAGAGUCGGGAAACGUGUAUUGUUUUACCAGCGCGCGAUCGUAAUCCAAUCCAAUAUUAUUAUUAUUCCCCUCUUCCUCCCAUUCAGACAGAGAUCCGUGUGUGCGAGAGAAAUGUUUUUUUUUUACGAAAUAAUACGCAACGGGAUUUUUUUUUUUCAUAAUAAAUGCGUGUAAAUCAUGCUCGUUCCCGACUCCGCUACGCUCUAUUGUCAUUGACCCUUUAUACGAAUCCUCUUCUAUAAUAUUAUAUUAUAAUGAUAUAAUUUAUUAUGUGUAUGUUUUUUGAGAAUCACUGGACUACUAUACGAUUCGGUAUUUUUCUGUUCGGUUGUAGUCGUAUAUUAUAUUAUCGCAUGUACGCAUACUAUGUAUAAUAAUAUUUACCUAUUACCUAUAUGAAAAAAAACAAUAAUAUAAACGAUAUAAUCAUAACCACCGCAUCUUGUAAGCACGCGGCUGUGUCAUAUGUGUGUGGCUUACCACACGCACAUAUGUUUUCGUACAUAAUAAUAUUAUAUCGGAAGACAAAGCUCACUCCCGGCGAUCUUCCAGCAAUACAUGCUGUUGUUCAUUAUAUUAUUAGAGCAGUGGGUCUAAUUUAGAGGAAACGAAAAUAAUAUAUUUACCCUUUAAUUUCACGAGUACACCGACCGAAAUAUUUCGUUUCUUAACUUUUAUGUUUUCAGGCAGUUGUCUUACGCGGAUGACCCUUUUACGCGAAAUGCAGAAUGUUAUAAAAUGCAUUUUUAUACGAAUUUAAAAGUAAACUAUAUAUUAUUAUUAUGAUAUGACUUGUUUAAUUUUUAGAUUCCCGUGUUAGUUUUUAUUUUCCCCCGUGGCUAUUUUUACUUUUACAAUAUUAUAUUUUAUAAUAAUAACCAUCCGCUAAUGAUAAUACUGCCGCAUUAUAAACUCAGCAAAAUAUCCAAAAAAUUACGUGUGUUUUACACGCGAAACUUAUUGGUGCAAAAUUAUAACGAUGCGUUCAGUAGUAAAACGAAUAUUAUUUGUAUCAUUAUAUCACUUCACCGUUAUACAUGCGGUUGUUGUACGGUCUUUUCAAGAGAACGACGACGUUUAUUUGUGUAAUUUGUGAAAGUUUUUUGCUCUUCAAACGUUGAAUGUAUUCCACGCACAUACGCACACAGGUGGUACCUAUAUACCUACCGUGGCUUCCUUACUCUGUACGACCGUAUGUUAUUUAUUUAUUUUUUUUAUCAGUUUCUCAAUCGGCUGUGUAGUUGUGCAGUAAAACCGGUGACAGAAGUGGUCACAGCAGGUUUAUGGUUUUUUCUUAAGUUAUUAUUGUUUUACUCUAUUUUGACGACAACGGUGGCGUAAUAGUAUUCAUUCUUAUAUUAAGGGCUGACAAAAAAUACUGAUAGUUCUAAUCGUCACCGCGGUCAUCCCCGUUGAUGACUAGCCGUCUGUAUGUAUUAUAAAAGAAAAGAAAAAAAAGGGUAUUUGUUGUUUAGACCUUGAUGCGCACGUCCGCCCCUCCUUAGUGUUGCCGUCGUCAUGCGUGGCGGCAACCGGUUUUUAUUACUUAUAUGUAUAUAUAUAAUAACAAAUACGUUUGAAAUCUCCUCCCGGAGUCCGGUUCUCGGGCCGCGUUCUAUAUUACAAACCAUCGUCGUCGUCGAGCUAUUAUAGCAGACCAGCGUAGGUGAGGUGAUGGUGUACAGGGUGUAUACUGUAUAUACUAUAGUCUAAUGAUGAAAAAAAGAAAACGAAAACAUAAUAAUAAAAAAGGCCGAUACUGCUGAUGGGUGUACCACUGUUUUUGGAAGUGACUAUAAUAAUAUAGAUAUAUUAUAAAGAGAGAUUAAUUUCAUUCGUAUGUAUUUGUAACGAUAAACCGUUGCUAACGAAAAACAAUUCUGAGCGGAGCAUUAUUAAUCGUACUUUUCCUCUUAUUGCCACGAUAACCCGGAAAUCUAUACAAAUUAUACAAGUUGCCAGAUUUUCCCAAAUAAACAAAAAAAAAAAAUUGUAUUUAUUUAUCGUAUGGUUUGUGUUUAGAAUAUUAGUAAAUUUCUUUAAUGCACCAACUAAAUAAAAAUAAUUACUAUAAGAAAGUUCAUUUUUAAAGUUUUCGAUCGGAACAAGGUUUCUAGUAAAAAAGGAAAAAAAAAUGCAUAAUAGUAAUAGUAAAUAACAAACACAUUCCUUGCUUCACUCAGAAUCUAAGAAUUGAUUUUGAUAUACAAUAAUUUCGUCGUCGAUACCGUCGCCUUCGCCGCACACCGGUAAUGCGUAGGUAUGUAUAAUAAUAUUGUGUGCAGUGUCCGCGAAAAGUGUGGGACGAUAUUAUUUCCUUCUAUAUAUAAUACACCUUAAAAAAAAAAAAAACUAAUAACCAUAAUAAUGGUAAUAAAAAAACAAUUUGUACAUGCCCGUGAUGUGUGCAGUAGUUUGUAGUUGUUUGUCUGCGCCGCCGUCUUGUCGCGCGCGCACAUCGGAUUGGUUUCCUCAUCCGCGACCUUUGAGUAAAUUUAUAAUAAUGUUAUAUAAUUUCCGAGCGUUCGAAUCUCUUUUAUUAUAUUACUGUAUAUAAUACGGAUUAUAACUCCGGGAUAGUUGUUUACCGGUUCUGCCAUAGUCUCGGUGUACGUAAUAUUUAAACGCCGUCCGAUUAAGUUAACGUGCUGUUUGUUACGAUUUUUUUCGCACUACUAUCUGCUAAUCGUCUUAAUAAUAGUUAUAAUCAAGAGUUGAAAAAAAAGAACAAUGAGUUGUUAUUAAAUUUAUUUUUGGUGACUAGGUAUGGGGCUCGAGGGCGUGGGAUAUAUGCACAGAGGCGAAAGAAAAAACUAAUAUUUUUUUAUUCUGUGUGUGUGUGUGUGUGUGCGUGUGCGUGUGCGUGCGCGUGCGCGAGUUUUUUGCUGCUGCAGAUGUGUGCGUUUGAUACACGUGAGCACGAGGAAAAACGAAAAUCGUUUCGCGUACAGACUAAACAAUGUGUCGAUAAACGAAAAUAUUAUUAUGUUAUAAAUAUUGAUAGCGAUAAUACGAACGAGAUAAUAUUAAUAAUAUGCGAACGCCUGGUCGUUGACGUCCGAUCGUUUUGGAGAUUUAUUUGUGUACCUAAUACGUUUUCGUUUCAAUGAUAUUAUCAAUGCUGUGUUAUAGAACCACUGCUAUUGCACGAAUAUUAAACACUAUCGGGGUUGUUUACCGUGAAAAGUAAAAAUGUAUUACUUAUUUGUGUUUUUUUUUUAGUGGGAAAUUGACAGUCGCCAGACAAUGGUGCACUCAUAGGUUAGGUGCCGCCAGUAUAAUUAAAUAUAAUGUGAUGCACUAUGCCCGGGCUAAUCAAGUUUUUAUAUAAUACUCGGUCGUAUACAUGAAUACAAUAGCGAACCGAAUUGGAUCCGAAAAUCCCUUGUUUUUGACCAGUUUUAUACGUCAUACUAAUUAUUAAUACCUGUAUGGCACAGUAGUCUGGUAGUAAUGUUAGCACAGAUCCUCCACUACUGUCGGUUUAAAAAUAAAAAUGCCAAUAGGUAGGUGUUAUUACUAUUAUAUAUUUUUUUUCUUAUAGAGUUAUGUAUUUUAUUGCAUUGUUGGCAUACUAGUCCAGUUAUUAUUAUUAUUAUUAUUACGGUAAGAGUGAAAACCGUCGAUCAUGUGUCCAAAAAACACCCUUCUUUCAGACAAUGGAUCGCAGCGGAUGUCUGCACUCUGUAAUAUGUCUCGCAUGAUGGUUUUAUCCAACCCCAAUUUAAACCGAAUCCCCAUCUAUAGACGCAAACCACCGUAAACAUAUAUUAGGUUUUUUUGUUCAUGUUAUUAUUUAUAUUAUAAUGUAUACAAAUACAAAAUACUGAUGUCAGUAUUUGUGGAACAUCGUUUUUUUUUUUUCAUAAGCCGAAAACCUUAUAAUUUUCAGGCCGUGUUUCAUAUGAACAAAAUACAAAUUCGAUGUCAUUUAACUAACUAUUGCAGGGGACAAAAAUAUUAACAAUGUUUGUAAAAUUGCAAAAGAUAUUUUUUUUUUAUACUGAAAUAAUCAAAUACGAGUACCUAAUACCAUAUUAGUUUUUCGUUAAUUUUAUUAAAUCUCAAAUAAUGUUGUUACAGAAAUAACAAAAGUCCGGGCCAGCCUGUUCGAAGUGAACGGCGUGAAGAAAGAACCGCUGGUGCUGCCGGAACCGGAUGGCGCGCCCGUCACCAUUACCGAAAAAGUGUUCGUGCCGGUUAAGGAUCAUCCGGAGGUAAGAAUACGAAUAUUACAUAUUAUUAUAUUAUUACGGGGAUAGAUACGUUGACGUGGCACACCCGGUCGUUUAGUAGUUUUUACUAUUACUAUUACUGUGCUCAACGACGACAAAAACGCAGUGUGUUAUUGUUUUCCGGGGCGCGCGCGCAAAGGAAAUGGUCUCGAUGACAUAACGCACAAAAACGACAGACGACACACGGUGUGUUUUGCUCCAAAAAUAGAGCGGACAAAUAUAUUAUAACAUACAUACAUAUUAUCGUGUCGUUGACGCCGCCCACGCAGCAGUUUAGACUUCUCGGUGUACGGCUGCAGCUACGUAUAUAUAGUAUAUAAUGCUGUUGGUGAUAUCCCGUGCCAAGAGUCCGCGAAGCAAAGAGCCGUAUCGUGUGUCCACCCUUCCUCUCCACUUUCCUCCCCAACUCCGACGUCGUAUGACUAGUGCCCGGGCACUCGCCCAAAAUGAAAAUAUUAUAUUUUAUUAUUAUAAAAAACGAAAAUAAGUAGGUACGAAAAUGUUUCAUCUUAAAUUCACCGAAAAUCUCGUGGAGAGUUCGGGAAAAAAACCCCGUGAUAAAAAUAUUAUAACAGACACAAAUACCGGCAAUAGAUUUCUCGCUACAAGAUUUUAUAAAAUUGUUUUACAGUAAAAUCUGUCUAUAAUAAUAUAUUCUAUAUUAUUGUACAAACCUUUUUGUAGUUACACGAGAGUAACAAUAAAAAAAAGUCCACUUUUAUUGUAAAGAUUGACGAAAAAAAUUACUCUACCUUCCAAAAUUCAACUAAUCCAUGGAUCUGUUAUAAAAGGUUGUUAGGUACCAAAAUAUUUAGAUUUCGUUGAAUGGCACAUAGCCAUGUGCUUGCAACAUUUUCCCUAUAUACAUUAUACCUGUCAUGUAUAAUAAACACCAUGUCUCUGGUAAUGGCGCAAUUAGCUCAUAAACAAUAGAGAGGCUUGAGUCCCACCAUAAUAUUAAAUAAUAUAAAUACAAUGAUGCAGGGGUUAUUUUGAAAUAUAUAAUAUAUAUUCCAAAACGAAUAAUAUUAUUAUUUUCAUUUUAAUUGCACAUCGCUGAAUUAUGGAACACACACCCUUAUUAUUAAAAGUAUCUGUUCUGUUCUUUUGAAUUUUUCAAAAUGUUUUCUAUUCUUUAAUAAUGUCGAGGACCGGCAUCCCAUGGUGUCCAGUAUUCGUAGGUUAUAAUCCUCCAUUUUUCCCACCAUAUUGUGCGUUAUCCGUAUUUCAUGUAUUUUAUCGAAUAAUUCUAAAAACCCCAACUUUUGAAAGAGGUUUACAUUACAGAUAAGAGGUUUGAGGUUACUGCAGACAAACGAACCGAACGACGAUGAUGACGACCACCAAACGUCCAUGGGAUAAUGAAAUCACUGUACUGGUUUUCACGUGUUAUUAUUGAAAUGCGUGUGUAGUGUGUCUUUUGUCCGAUUUUUCCUCCGAUAUAAAUAUAAUAUACGAGUAUCAUAGUUACGGUUUCUUCCGUUCAAGGUCCUCUCCAUUUCGUGUCCUUCUCCGUAGCCGUCGUCUCGCAGUUUUUCUUUCGGAUUUUCGAUUCCCACUCCUCCCCGUUCAAACCGCCUAUGUUCAACCCAACCUAACCGUCUACAGUAGUUACAAUAUAUUUUAUUAUAUUGUACUAUACGCUCGCAUUUUUAAUUUAAUGCACAUGUCCGUUACGCGAGUACGACCGCCACGGCCCUUCUCCCGCCUUCGCAGUUAAGACUUCUAUAAAUACGAGUAUUAUAUUAUUAUUAAUUAUUAUUAUUAUUAUUAUUAUUAUUAUUACUGUGUAUAACGUGCGGCAGUCGUAUUCGUAUACUAUUUUUCGUACACGUGUGUAUCGUUUUCUACAGCCGAGACCGUCCUGUCGUUCGCCGCCUCCUCCGGUCGAUCGUCUCCCCCGCUGCUAUAAUAUAUACCCUCGUGAUGAGAUUUACAUCAUACACGCCACGUUGGCAUCGUCGUCGAGACGUUCGAAAGUGUAUUUACUUAAAUGAGGUUUCUUUGCUCCCUGCGCACGGCAUGUCACAGCAAAGCCAUAAAUACCAAGGAAAUAUAGAAGGUAUAUACUAGAUUCGUCCAAAAAAAGCGGUUCGCUUAAAAAGGCGCCCCCUCCCCCUCGACGACAUGUUUUGUUUGUAACUAGUAACUAUUCAUUGCGUAGGUAAAGUAAUCAAAGGCGUGUUCCGAUGUCGUUUUGAGUGACCUGGUUACUAGAUUAGCGAGGAAACUGUUUCAGUAAUAUUGCUUACUGUAAUUAUUGUUUGAUAAUCGAAUGCACUUUUCGAUAACCAGGUUACCGGAAUCAGUAAUUAAAAACUACAUUUACUGUCUUCGGUUACUGAUUAUCCAUUGGUAAAAUACUGUAUAGUAAACAAAACAUUUUAGUGACAGCGCAAUCAAAUAGCAAACUGUUAUAGAAACUGCAUCGUCGAAACACAUCUCAUGAUGAAAACUAUAUAUAUACUGGUAUGAACGGCGAAUAACCAUUUUGUCAUAUAACUAACGUAGCGAAUAGAAAAUGAUUUAGUUAAAUAAUCAAACCGUGUUUUGUUCGGGAAUUAUUGGUUGAGUACCUAUAUAUAUUGCCUCUAUCUAGGAGAACAAUAGCGGAAGUCCAGAAAAACGGGAAUCAAGGGGGUGCUAUGAGGGGUGGUUUAAUAACCCAUUGACUGAGCGACAAAUUAUAUAGAUUUUCUAGUGCAACGUUCUGAUUAUGUAUUUAUGUACAAUGGACCCAGUUUUAAAACUUUUUUUAUGGAAUUUUAAAUAAUUUUCGUUUUCUUCACGUUCGUAUAUAGUAUUACACCUAUAAUAUCAAAUUUAUAAUUUUCAAAAUAUUUUACACGCUAUUUAAAUUCGAAAUAUUGUAUUUUACUACAUUCUAAUGUUUUUUUUUUGGAUUUCUAAGAUGUCUUGUGCAUUAAAUUCCUACAGAUCUAUAUAAUAUAAUAAUAAUAAACUAUAUAACAAAUAAAUAUAUAUUAAUUUCGCAUAGUAAUAUGUUGCAUAAGUAGUUUAAAAAAAUUUCAUUUUCCGUUGCUUAUAGAUUUCAAAUUUUCAUAUUUGUGAGAAAGAAUGAGGUUCGUUAGCACGUUUAUAUUUUUAGGAAAAUACAAACUCCCUUCCGAUCUAUAAAUAUAUACAACCAUGUUCUUAUAAAAGAUAAUUUAGGAAUGUUAGGCUAUCAAGUAUAUGGUCACUUUAAAGGCAGUUUUACUUUAUAUUUUAACCACUACUUCAAUAGCGUGAUGAGCGUAUUUUGAGGUUAGUUAGGUUGAAAAAUCACAGUUAAAAUAAAUAACAAUUAAAAAAAAUAUAUAUUGUUAUUUAUUUUUAAAAAUUAAAUAUAUACCUAUAUUAUAUAUAAAAACCAGUAAAUUAAAUUAAAUCGUAAAUUUUCGAAAUUUUUAACCAUUUUAAACGUUUGAACAUGACCGCAAUAAAGUCCGGUUUAAGGUGCUCCAGGACAAAACGUGGUUAAUAAGUGAACUAAAACUACAUCUUUAAGUGACCGCAAAAUUAACACGGAUGAGAUAGCCAGUGUUCCGACCUUAUUUUUUAAGACCGCGUGUACAAUCGAUUUUUAACCCCCUCCCUGGUCUUCCUCCAUUCCUGCCCCGUUGCAAACAUUUCCGAGCACGUCCCCAGUCGAAAAAACAAGAUACAAAAUUAUUUUCGUAAAAAUAAUAUUAUAACGUUAUUGUACGAGAAAUCGACGUUAUGGCGGUCGUUUAAACAAUGAACAGUUUGUUUCGCGUGCAUGAUGGCCGCCGCCGUUGUCGCAACACUACCGAGUCGCGGUGAUUCGUCCGGAAAAUAAGUCCCCACGACGAUUUUGUGUGCGCACCGGCUGUGGUGACCCUUUUUUCGCAUUUUUUUUCUCAUAUCGUCUGGUCUGGUCAGUGUUAACGAUACUCUCGGCAUUCUAUUUUUAAGACACCGUAAAACAACACGAUCCACGAGAAAAACGACUCGACGCAAAUGUGUGAAAAUAAACUACCUACGUAUAAAAAUAUGUUAAAUAACAUAUUAUUUUUUUUCAUAUAAUAUCGAGUACUUUUGAAUUUUAUUUAUUUAUAUGAAUAACAUAAUUAUAUAAUACAUAAUUGUUUACCUCACGAGUAUUGCUGACGUGCACAAGCAUUUAUUAUUAUAUAAACGAUCGAUCUAUGCGGAAUACCUUGCACUACAUUAAUAAUUAGUACCCUAUCCUAUACCUUAAAAUGAAAUAAUAUUUUUAGAAACUAUUUUUAUUAUAUUCUCGUUUAUUGUAUUGUAUAUUGUUACGUUCUGCGAGAAAUCCAUUUGUUUGUUGAGAAAAACAUUUGGUUCUUUUAAGCGCAAGUACUAAACAUUAGAGAAUUAUAAUAUUAUUUAGUAAUUUCAACCAUCCCAUAUAAAUAAUGUACGCCCAGUGAUCGUGCAGUCACGUAUGAUACAACGGACGAAAAUAACUAUUCUAAUGAUUUAAUAAUAAUAUUUUAUUCGUGUUUCCUUUUAAUAUAUUAAGGAAAAUUACAUUUGUCCAAAAAAUUAAUUUUACAUAAUCAUUUUAGUAAUGUUUAAAUUAGACGUGAGGACAACGGAAUCUCGAAAUUUUAACUCAGAGGGUCGUCAAAUUAGAAUAAUUUGCCGUCUAUAUUUUUCAAAUGAACAAUAUAUAUAGUAAAAACGUGUUCAAUAUUAGAAAUAAAACAUAAAAAAAAAGUCGAUUCAGCUGAUUUGUGCACCAUGGUUAUAGAACUAAGAUGUUGAGAAGGUAGAAUACAUAAAGUUAUUUAAAUUAUUUCUGUAAACAAUGAUAAACGAAGUAAAGUUCUGAACAAAUUUUGGUUAUAACUACAUGAUUUGAAAGGAUAUUCGUAAUAUUUACGAUUUAUUAAAUUUGAUUUUAAAACAAAAUAAAAGGGAAAUACUUCGCCCAUGAGUGGGCUACUGUAGUAGGUGAGAAGUUGGGAAGAUAUGAUAUAAAGGGGAUCUUAAUAUAUUUUUGUAUGUAAUCGCUAGUAAUGAUUCUGAGCGGAAUUUGGUUAUACAUGAUUUAAAACCGUAAUAUUUACGAUUUUCGUCAAAAUGUAAUGUUAAAAUUCUUGUUCUGUGUAACAAUUUUAUCCAUGUAGUACCUACCGCAUAAAUAUUACGUAAAGAACUCAAACAAAAUUAAAAUGUUUAUAAAUAGUUCAAUAAUAAUUUGACUACGUCUAUAUAAGACAAAUAUAACGUUUCUAUCUAAAUUUCAAGUCUCUACGAAAAUUCUCAAGUGAAUUACAACAAAAUUGAAAAUAAUAAAGGCAUUAUUUUCGUAUCCCGUUUUUCCCAGUUAUUAUGAAAACCGCUAAAAAUAAUAAAAAAAAUGACCUUCACAAAAGUAUCAUCCUACAAAAUUUUCCUUUCAAAAAAGAUGCUUCAGUUAAAAAUUAGAUCAAAAUUUCUAGUAGAAAAGUUGUUUACAGGAGAAAAAAAAAUAAACAUCAUUGUACUCGUAAAACCAAUUUAUUACUUGCUCCCUCCGCUCAGAAUCUAAAACACAAAUCAUAGUAAAAACAAAAAUCCCUUCUUACACUUCGAAUCUAAAAUGUGUAGACGGUACCAUCAUUAUAUAUAAUUCUAAAAUAUUUUCUGUUGAAGUUGUGUAUAUAUAAAUACGGACAAACUUAGAAAAGUGAAUUUCAAGAAUGCUCGAUCGAAUACCUAGUGGUGAGAAUCAUUGUCUUUAAAAAAAAUGUAAACAAUUUUUAGAUUCUGAGAGAAGCAAGAGUAUUGUAUAUACGUAUUGCCUUUACCACGAUGUUUUUUUUUGUCUGUAAAAAAAAUUUCUAUUAAAAAUCUCGUUCUUAUCAAAACCUUUUUAAAAAUUUUCUCAUACCAUUUUUAUCUAUUUAGUGCUUUAGAAGGUUACUGUUUGGUUUUUCUUGUAGUUUUCUUAAUAAAUGGGGAAAACUAUUUUUUGUAUAAUUUUUGGUAGCAUUUUGACAAUAAACGAAAAACUGUUGCCAGUAAAACUGCUUAAAAUAUUUUUUCGUUAGUCAAUGGUUUAUCGUUGCGUACUGAUAAAAAUCAAAUUACUCUAUAUAUCUAUCAUUUCUUCCAACUUCCCUCUUAAAACAGUAACACACCCGUUAGCAGUAUCAGCCUUUUUUAUUUAUUUGUUUAUGUAAUUCCGAUUUUAUCUUAUAUGACUAUUAUUAGACCGUUUUAUGUCUUAUUAUUAGUAGUAGUAGGUAUAUUAUUAUUAUACUGUAGCGUAUAUAUACGGUGACAGGGAGGAAAACUAUGUGUCUCUCGCAUGUUGUCAUCCGUACUUAGCAGAAAAAUAUGGGUUCGGCACGUCCUUGGUACAAUAAUAAUAAUAAUACUCGUAUAAUAUUUAAUAUAUACAUUAUACAUAGCUCAUAAUAAUAUUUUUAUAUACCGCUGCAGCGCACAAUAUAUAACGGUAUUGAAUGGGAUGGUCCAAAAGACAUGUCCGGCCAUGGAUGCCCAUUAAUGGACAACGGUGGCGUGUAAUAAUAAUAUAUUUGUUCUAUUCGAUUUUUUUUGUUAUUUUUCUCUAUAAUAAACCGGCUAAACUUUGAAUAUUGCAACCUACACCCGAUUAUUGGCGUUGUAGCAGCAUAUAUCCAAUCCUCUUAAAAAAAGAGUUGAUACUGCUACGUACCACAACUAUUGUAGAUGGGAAGUUAGGGAAGUACAGGUAACACAAAGGACGUGUAUUGUCAUAGAUAAUAAUAUCACGUAUGAAAUUUAUAACGUAUACAUAUGAAUAAAACUUGUUUAUUUUUUUUUCGGUGGACAACUUUUCUACCUAAAGGCUUACUUCGAUUUUCACGUGUAGCAACUUUUCGUAAAUGAAAUCGAUGUGGGGAGGUACAUUAGAUAGGCCAUUUUUCGAUUUUCUCAAGAAUUUUCUCGUUAAAUAUGAAAAAAUGUUAAAACCGAAGAAAUCGGUACAACAUUAAACAAAUAUUAUUAAUAAAAAUAUAUAGUGCCUAUUUAAUUAUUUUACUAUAAUAUGGCCUAUAUAAUAUAGCAUAUAUAUUGUUGACAAAGCAUCACUAUCAAUUGAACUCUGCUCAGAAUCAUUUUUUCGUUAGCUAUGUUUUACGUUAAAUAUGGUUUAUACAUUAAAUUCCCGUGUGUAGCCUACCUUUACAACUUCCCACCUACACCAGUGGCUCCAGUGGUGUACGCAAGGGGGGCUAAAGGGCUGAAGUCCUCCCUCAUUGACUGUAUUUAUAUAUAUAUUUAUAUAUUUAUACAUACAUAUUUGUUUAUAUUUUUCAAGUUUCAACUUUAACAAUAGCAAAUAAAGAUGUUUUUCAUAAAAUACGCUAUAUAUGUAAGUAAAUAAUUUAAUUUAACACCGCUAUCUAUUAAUAACCUUACUAUACGACUCUAUCAUCGCAAAAUAAAAUUUUAUUAGAUUUAUAAGAUUAUUAUUUUUUAUGUGGUCACAGUCGUUAUAAAGCAUAAACAAUGGUUUUGUUAUUAUUACAAUUUUGGUGGUUGGUGUUACCAUGCAUACACGGGCUUCCACACAACCUUAGAUAACAACCUUAGAACAACCUUUAAUUAGUGAAAAACAAUAAGGUAGAUAGGUAGAUAAGUUUGUUUUCACUUAUUUCUCUUUAGUAUCAAAGUAAUAAUAUUUUGUAUAGGUUUUUCGUGUUAAACGUAUCUCAUUGACUUUUGGCCGUUUUAAUCCUCUACUAGCUAACAAUUAUAUUUGACUGCCCUAAAUUCUAUUCGAAAUUAUGAGAAAAGCCUAGUUCUUUAGGUUAGACAAGAUUGAAAGAUUCAAAUUAAGGUUUUCAUUGGCAACCGUUUUUAUUUAUUUUUCGUUAUUAUUAAGUUUUUAUUGUUUUAACUUUUUUUAAACAAUCAUUGUUGUUAUGGAAACGCAUAUUGUAAUCAUUUUAACAUAAUAUGACAUAUGUAUUGUUGACAAAGCAGCACUGUCAACCGAAUCGCUCAGAAUCGUUUUUUCGGUAACAAUGGUUUAUCGUUGCUUACAGAUAUACAUCAAAUUCCCAUUUAAAUCCUACCUUCCCAACUUCCCACCUACAACAAUGGCCACGUGCGAAGUAUAUCUGUCUUUUUUUAAAAUUUGUUUGUGUACCUUUAUUUUAUGUUUAUUAUCAGGCAGACGUGAGAAUGCACCUAAUUUAUUUUUCAAACUUGUGACAAAACAACUGAUUAAUUAUCAAUUUUUCGAGCUCCCCCCAUUGAAAAAUCCUGCGUACGCCAUUGAGUGGUUCCACCCGUCCCCAUUAUCUUAACUUUUUUUUUUGAUAUCCAAUUUAAAUGCGAUCAAAAGAUUUUUUUUCUCAUACAAUUUUUUUUUAAAUUUAUAACGUAUAUUUUUAGAUUCUGAGUGUAUUCGUUUUACAAUGAUGUCUAUUUCUUUUUUUCUGUGAACAAUUUAUCAUAAAUUUGGUUCGAUUUUAACUUUUUCUGAAAGGAAAUUCGACUCAGAUAGAUUUUUUGAUUUGCCUAGGGGUUUUUAUAGUAAUUUGGAAAACUGAAAAAUUUACGAAGUAUUAUUUUUAAAUCGUAAAUAUUACAGACUUUCAAAACAUGUACAACUGAACCCCGUUCAGAAUCGUUUUUCGUUAGGUUAGGUUAGGCUAGUAAUCAUUGUACACAGAUAUACAUUAAAUUUUCUCUCUACCUUCCCAACUUCUCGCUUAUAACAGUAGCCCACUCAUCGUGCGAAGUAUUUCCGUCUGUUUUUUUGAAAUUAAAUUAGUAAAAAUAAAAUAUAUAUGAAUAAUUUAGAAUUAAUUAAUGUACUUGUAAUUUUCAAUUAUAUUGUUCUAACUAUCAAUUAUAAAAGAGAGCAUAUGUACCAAGUAAACUGAAAACUUAACUAAAUUAUAAUUUAUAUUAGGUAGAUAACAUUAAAAUAAAUUAAUAACCGGUUUUUAAUAAUUUAUAGUACUAUGCGUUUAAUACGUAUAUGUUUAUUAUACGUUACAAGUAUACAAUUCUGUUUAAAAAUAUGAUUGCUAACGAAAAAUAAUUUUAAUCACGAAGUUUGGUUAAACUGCAUGUUUUGAAAUGAUUUUUACGUUUUUCGUCAAAAUUUAUACUUUUUAAUAAAAACAACACUAAUAUAACGCUCGACUUUUUUUUUAAAACCCCUAUGUACACCUUAAGAUAAACCCCAAUCAUAUAUAUUAGAUUUUUUCAAGCACUUCUGUCCGGACAAACUUGUUUAUUCGCAUACAAUUUAAAAAAGCUCGAAAAUGUAAAAUGCCUAUAAAAAACUUAAAACUCAUUGAAAUUUUGGUUUUGAAAGUGCUAAUGUUAGUUUUGUGUAGAAAUUUUUAACUCUACGAUCGUUUUAAAUAAAUUAGGUGUAACAAAAAAAAAAAACAAAAUUGAUAAUAAUGAAACUGUUAGUGCCGUUUCCCGUUUUUGCUAGGUUUUUUCCCCAGUUUUUCUCAAUUUGUAAUAAAACUGUUGGAUAAUCCAAAAAAUGAGCUCUUUACAUUAACUAGAUCUAAAAUUAUACAAAAAAGCUUUUGUAAUUUUUUGAUUGGAGCAAGAUUUCUGGUAAAGUUUGUUUUUAUAUAGGCAGAAAAAAUAGCACAUAUUUUCAUAGUAAAACCAAUACAUUCCUUACACCAUUUUGCAGAUUAUUCACGUGUAUAAUAUUAUAUAAUUCGAAUUCGGUAUUAUUACAUUCCACGUAGAGUUAAUGAUUUUUAGGGAAAAUAUAUGUAUAUAAAAAAACGGUGAUUUGUAUUUCAUCUUUGUUAUUAUUAUUAUUAAAAAUGUAAUGGUUAGUGUAUAUAAUAAAUAGCAUCGCGGGUGGAAUAAUAUGGCAUUUCCAAAAUGAGUAAUCCCACACUAUUAAAUUUCCAUAUAUACUACUGUGGUGUAUACAUUAUUUUUUCGUCAUUUUAAAUCGUCGUCCACGCUGCACACAUAAACACAUUUUUUUUUGUGUAUAUGUAUAAGAAAUGUUAAAGAUCAUAAACGUGCCAGAGAAAACACGAGAGGACCAUAUGGUCGGGUUCUUUUUUAGGAUCGUGACAACGCUGAAUAUGGCUAACGUGCAAUAGCAAUGGCGCCCUCGCAGUCUCCGCCGCCGCUUCGUGUCCUUAAUAAUAAUGAAUAUGUUUAUUUUUUUUUUCUGUUCAAAAUCGUUUUUUCUACCUGUUUCAUAUAGUGACUCUCGCCGUUUGUUAUAGUAAAUAAUAUUUAUAACAGUUUUAAAAUAACAAAAAAUAUAUAUAAUAUAUUAUUAUUAAUAAUAAACGAUGGUGACAAAUGUGUGCAGUGAUGUUUGCGUGUGAAACUUCAUGACGUUGUCGUGCACACGACAUUUGCGAGAAUUUUUUGAGAAAGAGAGAGUGAGAGUGAGUCGGAGAGAGGUUCUUUAAUCCUUUUUUGGCAUUGGUGGCAUUAUAUUCGGGUUUGGCAAAAAGCAGUUCAUUAGUACUGCGAUUAUUAUGUGGUAGUUGAUUUUUUUUCCGUCACCGCCGCAAACCAUUGUUGUGAUUUGUGUGGUGGUGAUGCCCAUAUUAUAAUAAUAUCUUCAAGUCGUUUUGCAUGUAUAUUAUUAUAAUAUUAUGCACGUCUAGACUAUCAAUCCUUAACUGGCCAUAAAAUUAAUCGCCCAACAUUAUUGUUCUCUCGCGUGAAUUAUUACGAUAUAUAUAUAUAUUUUUUUUUUUCUGAAAACUAAUUUUACCACGUUUUUUUGGGUUGUGAACGCGUCUCUAUUAAUUUUUAUACUGUAUUGUAAUUUAUGUCGUUUUCAUACCGAAUAUUGUAUUCAACUCGAAUCGCAGUUUAGAUUAUAAUGAUAUUAAAUUAGUUUUACAUGAUGUACUUUUUUAUGUCUAUAAACUAUUUUCCAACAGAAAUCUUGCUCUAGUCAAAAACUUAUAAGAGUUUUUUUGUAGCAUUUUUGAUCUAGUUAGUGCAUCGUUUUGUGAUUUUCCUCGUAGUUUUCUUUAUAAACAGAGAAAACUGAAAAUUAUUUGUAUAAUUUUUGUUGGAUUACCUGGAUUACCUUGACAACAAAAGAAAAAUAAUAAUGUACUCUACUCAGAAUCGUUUUUAAUUAGUAAUAGUUCAUCGUUAGGUACAGAUGUAAAUUCAAUUAUUAUAUAUAUUCUCCCUUCUAACUAGCCACCUAAAACAAUUGUAAACCCAUCUUGCAGCUCUUUUUGAUAUUAUACGUUACGUAUAUAGAAUGAUUUUUUAUCAUGAACCAGCAAUUAUCUCGGAGGAUUUAAACGAAUUUGAUUUCUGUUUCUUUUAAUCCUUGUGAAACCGUUUAAGCUUUAUUUUAAUACUAUUUUUAAUUAUUACUCCUACUCCAUAUACAUUAAAUAAGUAAGUACUUUUGUUUUUCAAAUAGGAAUCCCCCCCUUUCGAACACAGAUUCGGAUAACAAAUAUUUUUUUAAAAAUAUUAGUAUAGAUAACACUAAUAUCAGAUAAACUAUUUCUGAGUUAUAACUGUUUAAAGUUUCUACUGGAGGAGUUGGGAAGAGUUAUGAAUUUAUCAUUUAAAAAAAUAUAUACAAUUUAUUACCUUUUCCUACUUCUCUGGUCUAAACAUUAAACUAUUAAAACGAAUAAACGAUAAAUAUGAUAUUCGUAUACCUAAUGCAAAUCAAAAUUUCUUGAAAAAUAUUCUCUAUUCGAAUCUAUGUUCAAAAAGGAGGGUUCUAUUUGAAAAAUCAAAAUAAGCAUAUAUUUAUUUAAGGUAAAUAGAGUAGGGUGAAAAUUAAAAACUGUUUCAAAAUAAAACUUAACCGAUUCCAUUAUGAUUAUAUAUAUAUAAAAAAAAAAAAAAAAUUCACUUAAAAUCCUCUGAGAAAAUUGCUGGUUUAUGAUAAAAAAAAAAAUACUCUGUAUACUGGUAAUUAGUAUACUGCAACUGCAUUAUGAUUUUCGUAUAAAAUCAAUUCUCGAGAAAUUACAAGUCAAUCAUUUCUCUAUCGUAUUAUAAUAUGUUUUAUCUGGCUGAAACCAUUUUUUUUUUGUCAUGAACAACAAUAAUUUAAAUAACUGCAAUGUUUUAAUUAGUAUAAAAUGUAAUAUAUAGAGUUAUAUUAUAUAAUAUUAUGUUGUGUUGAAAUUAAUCUUAUCGCGAUUUGAGCAGUGUAUUUUAUUUUACGGAAUAUUGUAUCACAAUAACUUACACAUCAUAAUGAUUUUUCAUGUACAUAAAUUAGACUUUUUUUAUUGAAUUGUAUAUAUGUACUUAAAAUAUUAUGUCUUCUUUAGAAUAGGAAUUUAGAUGAAACACUGAUAAAAUUAAGAAGUUUCAUUAUUAAUAUUAUUUUAAGUUUAAUUAAAUAUUAAUAGCAUUUCUAGAUUAGGUAUAUUAUUUCAUUUGAGCCUUUUUUUUAUGUAUAUAAUAAAUAUAGGUACUGUGGUAUAGGUCAACAUCGGUAAAAAAAACAUGAACGUAUAUUAUCAUCGUUUUAUCUAAUCUAAUAAAUUUGUCAUAUAUCUUUGUAAAAAGCAACUGCAUAUUAUGCAGCUUAGGUACUAGCUUUUACUAUAAUACUAUAGCGAGUUUUCGUGCCAAACGAAUAGAAAACAAUAAGUACCUAUAUAGGGGGGAUAUGCAAUACGGAUUUCAAUUAUUACUUUAUAUAUUAUGUAUAGAAAUCGACAAAUUGUAUGUAUUAAAUAUUGCAAAAAAAAAAAAAAUUGAAUGUAUUUAAACAGUAAUAGUACACGUGAUCUGUAUUCAUAAUUUUCUGGAAAAUUUUAAAAACGACGUUGUCUAAUAAAUUUUCAUUUCUGUUUCGACCUUAAACAAAAGUAUAAGUGUAGGAGUAAUAUAAAGGAGUGCCUCCCGACACGGUUAGUUGUUGUCAUUGCAAUAGUGCGGAUGACAUAUUAUUAUUAUCAUCAUCCGCGCAGUGAUGUAAUGAAAAAAAAAAGGACAACCCGAUGUUUAAAUAAUAAUUGUUAAUGAACCGUUGUAUUACUCGGGCAAAACAAAAUUGACACUUUAUUAUUAUUAUUUUUUUACUGCCGGUCGUUGUAUUAUUAUUAUUAUAUAAAGUUCUAACAGGGGCAACUGGACGUUUUUUUAUAAGUCGUAAACGCAGCGUGUUUCAAUAUUAUAUUUAAAUUAUGUGAUGCGGUAUGUGUAUAUGUGUUCAGUCGAUUAUUUAAGCCACGAAAAGCCACUCUACUAUAAUAUUUUACUAUUUAGUAUUUUAUAAUCGUAUAUAGUAACACACUAUUGUAAAUAGCAUAUUAUUAUAUUACACUGUUAUGUGUGUCAAACUGUUGACGGUUGCGAAUCCGAUGAGCGUAGCGUAUUAUAAGUAUAGGUAUAAUGUUAAAUACCUAACACGUAUCUGCUGAAAUUGUACCUAUUUAGAUAAUAUAUAUGACGAUUAAGGACCGGAUUUCUAUGCAAAGUGUACCUAUAUUUUUUUUAGUGAUCUAAAGCAAUGUUUUCCAUGUAACGGAUACUUCAAAAGCUAAACUAUUAUUUUGGAUUUAUAGGCCAUUUAAAGGUAUCAAAACAUUUUAUGAAAUUUGCUUUAAUAGACUAAUAUGGUUUAAUGCAUUUGCAUCAGUUAAUGAUUUUAUUUACUAUUUUUCCAUUUUCACAAUAUUUUUGGAUAUUUUUCAAAACAUUUGUCAUUAGUUUUUAAGGAAUUAAAAUCUAGCUUUAAUAAUGAUGAUUAAAAUAAAUGAUAGAUCAAGUUUUUCAAGUAAACGCCUAAUAAUCGGUUCACAAAUGUUCCUAUUAUUAAUUUUGUCGAUUCGCCGUUCACAUUUCCCAUUUUUGAAAUUCCAAAAGUAACUUAGUUUUACUAAGAUGUGUUUUUUUCUUGGAAAACUGUAUUCAUUCUUUUCGGCCAGAAAAGUGUUCCGAAUUGUUUACAUACAUCUAACCUAACGAUUCAUUGUUGCUUUCAGUGUAUAAACUAAAUUAUUAGGUACCUACCCUAUAUCUUAUAAACCCAAUAAACUUCCUCCCAUCUAUAACAGUGGCCUCUACCAAUGCUGCCAAGUAUGGCCGGCUUUCUUAUUUACGAUUAUUUGUAGGCAAUAUAUAUGUUAGAGUGUCUCUUAAUUUUCAAUUGCAAAAUAUUUUUGAAAAAAUUUUAUUUUAUUAUUUUUAAAAAAUUUAAAAAUAGCCAUUUUAUAGAGUUUAAUAUUCUUCUGAAAAAAGUAUUAACUUUUUAUUUUUAUUAAAUUUGUGAUUUUUUAAUAAUUUUUGAAAGAUCAGAGAAAAUGAUUUAAAUAAUUAUACAGCAAGCCAUAAUGACAUUAGUUGAUUGAUUAUUAUUAUUAUUAUGGCUAAUUAACUGUACACUUUUCUACUGUCAACAUUUUCAGAAGAAUAUUAAACUCUAUAAAAUGGCUAUUUUCAAAUUUUUCGAGAAUAAUAAAAUAAAAUAAUUUUUUUUUAGUUUUUUACCAAAACGUAAAAUUUUAACUCAAGUAAAAAUAUAUUUAAUCCUUAUCCCUGUGAGUAAUAUAAAAAUAAAGAUACGGACGUAUUUUGCACGAUGGGUGGGUCACUGUUAUAGGUGAAAAUUUGGGGAGUUGGGAUAUAGAAAGGAAUUUAAUGUAUAUCUGUACGCAACUAUUAAUCAUUUUAACGGAAAACGAUUCUGAACGGAGUUCGGUUAUACAUAAUUCGUAUUAUUUACGAUUCUAAAAUAAUACAUUUUGUAAAUUUUCCCGUUUUUCCUACGUUUUUUACCGGUUUUCUUCAUUUAUGAAAACCCCCGAGAAAAUAAAAAAAUGUACCAUUCCAGUCAGAUUUACUUUCAGGAAAAGUGCUACAAUUGAAAAUCGAAGCAACAUUUCUAAUACAAAAGUUCACGGAUGAAAAAAAAAAAAAUAAUAAACAACAUUGUAAAACCAAUUCAUUCCUCGUUCCACUCAGAAUCUAAAACAAAAUUUGAUUACCUUUAUUAUCACAGGAGAUAUUGUAAUGGUGAAUGGGUAAAUCUUCGUGGGACAUCCAGUAUGUACAUAUAUAGUUAUAUGUAUUAUAUAUAAAAAAAGACAAUAUUUUUGGUACAUUACUGAACAACUUUCGAUCUGCUUAAAAUAAUGUAAUCAACAUCAAUUCGUCCUCCAAAUCCCUGGCUAUAUUUAAGAAAUUAAUGCCUGCAUACAUCUUAUAUAAAUAUUAUGCAAAAAAAAACCGUUUAAAAUAAUUUGGAUUGGAUGAAAAUAUUAUUAUUGUCUUUUUAUUUCAUUUUUUCAUAACAACAUGGUACCCAGUUUUUGUUUUAAAUUUGUCAAAUAUUAAGAUGGAUGAUUUUUAAUAAUUAGUUACAAAUUUAUAAUUGAAUUAAUAAUAUUUUUCCUAAAAUAUUUUUAUUGAACCAAUAACUUAAUAUUAUUAUUUUUUUAGUUUAAUUUUGUUGGAAGAAUAUUGGGGCCACGAGGUAUGACGGCAAAACAAUUGGAAUUAGAAACCGGAUGUAAGAUUAUGGUUCGAGGAAAGGGCUCAAUGCGUGAUAAGAAAAAGGUAUGUACGAACAUAAUUAAAUAUUUGUUUUGACAAUAUUGUCUAUUUUUAUUUUGUCUAACACUAUAUGCGUAAUAUCAUUUAUUUGCUAACACAUUACUGGGAACUAUUGAUACAGAAUCGUAAGUAAAUGUUCAAAAACGCUAAUUUCAUAAUUUUAUGAACUAAUUAAAUAAAAAAUGUUUCAAGGAGGAGCAAAACAGAGGUAAACCUAAUUGGGAACAUUUAAGCGAGGAGCUUCAUGUUUUGAUAUCCGUAGAAGACACUGAAAACCGAGCUAAGCUCAAGUUAAAAAGAGCAAUCGACGAAGUGAAAAGGCUUCUUGUACCCGUUAGUUGAAAUCACUUAAAUGAUUGUCUAUAUAUUAAAUUGAAUUAAAAUAAUUUUAAUUUUGUAAUAUUAUAAAUUUAGGCUGAUGGUGAAGAUGAAUUGAAAAAACGCCAAUUGAUGGAACUUGCUAUCAUCAAUGGAACAUAUAGGGACUCCAAUGCCAAAGCCUUAGCUGCAGCAGGUAUUAUUAUUAUUAUUUAUAUAUACUUUUUAAAGUGUUUCAGGAUUUUUGUUUAUCAGAUGUUCUUCAUCCUGUGAUAUUAUGUUCAUUAUUAAAGCUUAAUAAUGUUGGCCAUUUAAUUUACAACACUAAUAAACUGUACAAUUAUUAUCCAAUACUGAUGGGACUUCUGACUAAUUACCUACUGAUUAAAAUGUAUAUAUUAAUACAUUUUGUGUUUUUAUUUUCAGCUUGUGAUGAAGAAUGGCGAAGAAUGGCUGUAGCAGCAGCUGCUGAAACACAACGUCUUUUGUCCCCACAUGGCAUGGGUGGAUUGGCCACAACAUUGAGACCGCAGACCGCCACGCCAUUAGCUGCUCCGCUUAUAUUAUCUCCACGUAUACCGACUGCCAUUACUACGACUGCUGGAAAUCCUGGUGCACCUCAGCUAUUAUCUCCUGCCGAACAUCAUCAUCAUGCUGCAGCAGCAGCUGCUGCUGCUGGUCUUAUAUAUACGCCAUAUGCCGAUUAUGCCAACUAUGCAUUAGCCGGUUCGCCAUUGAUUACAGAAUACACUCCUGCCGAUCACUCGGGUGCGUUGUUGUUUGUUUGUUAAAAAAAAGUUAAAUAUAUCUAUAUAUUGUAUGUAUGUAUGUAUGUAUGUAUAUAUAUAGAUACAUACAAUUAUAUGCAUGCAAUAUAUAGAUUUAUUAUAUAUUAUAUAUGUAUAUGAUAUGUAUAUGAUUGAAUGCGCUUGGGUCACUUAAAAAAAAAAAUGUUAUACAGAUUUAAAAUAAUUUAAUAUUACAGUUCAAGACUCCCUAUUUAAAAAUACCACUAAAUAAUUAUACACUUUAAAUAAGACUGAAAAAAAAACAAAACAAAACAAUAUAUAAACUUAAUCAGUAUUUUUUUCUAUUUUUCAAAGCAAACUUUUCUUGAGAUAUUUUUUUAAAUUUUAAUUUAUUUUUAUUAUUAUAUUAAAAGAAUGUUCGGCCAGAUACAUGCUAAUGGUUCCAGAACUACAAGGGCUCACCUACCGUCACUGGCCAAAUCAACGUUAGUACCAUCCUUAGUAUUUGGCCAUCCAACCCUUCUUUUUUUUUAUGUUUGAGAGGUGCUAUCUUGUUUAUUAUUUGUGUAUAAUUUUAGGAAUUAAUUUUAUUUCAGUAUUCCUUAUUAUUAUUUUUUUUUAUUAUUACUAUUACUUAUAUUCUUAUUAUUAUUUUAUUUUGUUUAUUUAUUUUAUUAUUAUUAUUAUUAUUAUUAUUAUUAUUAUUAUUAUUAUUAUCAUUAUUAUUAUUAUUAUUUUAUUUGAUUCCUUAAUUUUUUGCGCGCUCUUUAAUUGGUUAUACUACACAAAGCUUUAAUUUUUUAGUAAUAAUUUAUAGAUAAUAUUUUAGUUAAUAUUUAUAUAUACAUAUUAUAUCCCUUCUUUACCUCUGUUUCUUUUGCGUUUAGUUAGUUCAAAUAUUAGUCUAACUCGACUAAAAUUAAUUUAAAAAAAAAAAAAAAAAACUAGGUGUGUACUAAUGAAUUUUAAUACAGUAAUCAAACAUUUUUUCUAAUAAUACUCCUCAAGUACCUACUUUCCAUUGAAUAAAAAAAACAAUUACUUAGAAUUUUAAAUCUAACUGGUGAAACAAUUUUUAAACAGUUAAAUUAAAUUAUUUAAACCAAUUCCUAUUAUUUUUAUUGUAAUUUGCAUUGGUUCAUUAACUGGUUUAUUCAAAAAUAUCUCUUAUAAAUCUUUUUAGUCAAUAUUUUUUCAACUAACUGGGACAAAUAUUUACAAUAUAUUUUUUUUUUUUUUAUAGAAAUAUGUAAACCAAGGUGUGAUUCUAACAUUAUUUAAUACUAAAGUUUUAACAAAUAUAAAACAAAAUAUUAAACAUAUUAGGACCCGAAUUAACAAAAUACUUGAGGGACCAAGAAGAACCACAAUUCAGGUUUUUUACUCAUAAGAAGAUUAUAAUAAACUUCUGACACCUAAAGUUCCUUAAUUUUAUAAGAAUGAAUACCAUGACAAGCACUUUUUAAUAUUUUAAUUAUGUUGUUUAUAUUAUAUAUUUAUUAUAAUAUUAUUAUGAAAAAAUACUCAGGCUGAUUAUAUAAUUAAUGUUACGUAUAUAUUUUUUAUGAUUGUUUAGUACACAUCUAUGUUUAGAAUUUGUUAUAGACAUACUUGUAUACACAUAAUAUAUUUUAUAUAUGAAUAUGUAUGUAUACACAUGUAUACACAUUUAAGUUUUAAUUACUAUUAUUUUUGUACAAUUUUGUAGGGGGUCAACAUUUUAGAAUGGAACUUGUCUCCAACAAUGUUUAAAAAAAUGCAUUACACAAUUUUAAUUUGCAAUAAAUAAAUAGAAGUAAUAUGUUUAUAGCAGGUGCAGCAGCCGCAGUUGCGGCGGCGGCUCAGGUCGCCAAACAAAGAAGGCAUUUGACUCAGAUCAGGGAUCAUCCGUAUCAGAGGGUUGGCACUUCGAUUGUCAAUUAAAAAAAAAAAAAAACAAUAUUAAAAAAAAAAAAAGUUCUUUGAAUCUGAAAGGUCAGUUGCUAUUCGUUUUUAAUUUAGGGUUAAAGAUCAUAGUUAAUAGGGUUUAAUUUGGCGCGUAUAUACAUUUUUAUGACCUAUUUAUUUUUUUCAAAAACUCAAUGACCUCCCCCCACGCGCAAUUAUUUUUAUUUAUGCUUUUUUAUUUAGGCCUUUUUUCGGUUGUGAUAUUUUUAUUAUUAUUAUUACCUAUUUAUCAAAAAAUAUGUAUUUAUGAAGUAUAUUUUAUUUUAUACGCAUACUUACAUAAAAUACAUAAAUAUAUUUAUAUCAUUUGAUUUUUCAUAAGAUUUUACAUCUAUAUUUGCUUGAUAUCGUAAUGUUAUUGUUAUGUAGGCGUAGGAGCUACCUAUGUAUUAAUUUGUAGAUAUAACAUAAUUUAAGUAUAUUUUUCACGUAUUGUGUUCUAAUAUUGUAUUUAACAGCUAAACCGAAGACUUGUAUAUUGGUGAAGGUAGACAUGUAUACAAAUUAUCUAUGAUUAUUACAAAACAUCCCUAUUUUUUUUUUGCACUUUAAUAUUUAAAUUUUGAAUGCAUAUAUUCAAAUAGUAGAAUGAAAAACUUAUAUUUCUCUUUCCAUAAUAACAGUAUUAUUACAUGGAAUUUUUUUUUUAUCUUAUUUAAUAAUAUACAUUAUAUUAUAUUGUAACGCUUUUCACACACGGUAGUAAAAUAUUAUACUAAUAACUAUUCAAAUACACUUGGCAGAACACUUAUGUUUGUCACUGGCGUACUUACACUAAUACAAUAAUAGAACAUAAUACUUUUAGCUGCUAUUUUUUUUUUUUAAAAUAUUUCAUUACUAACAUGUUUUUUUAUUAUUUUUUAUUUAACCUCAAAAAAAGGCUUGCGGAGAUCUAACAUACUGGACCUUUAUUUUAACACCACACAAUGCAGCCUGCGGCCGAAGUGCGACGAUUGCCAGACGGAACUAUAAUUAACAACUAAACAAUUCAUUCUGCGCACACAUACACACUUAAAAAAAACUCAAUGUUGCACUUGAAAUUAUUUGUCUAACCAUUAUCUGUCUGUCUAAUCAUUUUCAUAUAAUAAUAUUUGUUUUAUUUAUAUUAUUAUAGUGUUUAAUAUUGUUUCAUAAUAUUACAAUUUAAAGACUAGAUGGUUUUUUUUUUUUUUUUUUUUUUUUUUUAAUACAAUAUGUUGAGUCAUAUGCCUUUAAAAAUAUAUAUGUAUAUAUUAUAUUUGUUUAUUUCGGCAUCCAUAUCGACAUUUGUUACACCUUUGUCGUCACUAGUCUUAGAAUUCUUAUUUGUUUAUUUUUCUGAAUAUUGAACUGUGUUAUGAUCUAAUAACACAAAGUAUACGACAAUUUAAAAAAUAUAUUUAAUAUAAUUUUGAACAAACUUUUUUUUACAACUCUACUUAUCAAAUUUGCUUAGUUUAAAAAUAUAUAAAAUUAGAAAAUUAAAGAAUAAUAUAGAUUUGUUUUAUGUUAUUAUUUAUAAGGCUUAUUUUAUGUAGCGUGCAAUAAAAUGUUUAGUUUUUUUUUUUCUAGAAAAAUUUGUCUGAUUUAAUAUUUUUGUAGAGAAAAUUGUUGUCAGUAUUAAAUUAAAAUAUAUUUAAUAUUAUCAUAUUAUGCCAGGUGCCAAAACCGACCUAUGCCAGUUUGUUCUGUAUUUUUUGUUUUAAAAUUGUAUUACAUAAAAUUAUUUUAGAACAUAAUCACGAUUAUAAUUUAUUUAUGAGUGAUAUUUAUACAUAUAGAUUUAUAAAUAUAAUAAUAUAGCUAUAUUAUAUAAAAGCAUAUAAAUUUAAAAAAAAAUUAUAUAUUUUAAGUUUUUAUAAUAUUUUUAUAAGUACUUAAGUGCCUAAAUGAUUUAGACAAUCUCUCGAAUAGGCUAAAUAUACUUUAUUAUAAUUAUAAUUAUGAUUUUUUUUUUUUUUUUUUGUUAUUUACGAAUCUCAACGUCAAAAUAGUCGUUUUUGUUUUUUUUCUUGUUAUCUUAGACGUUUUUAGUUAAUAUACAUAAAAUAAUUAUACAUGUACGUAUAUAUAUUAAUAUAUAUAUAUAUAAUAUUUAUGCGUGUAUACAUACAUAUAUAUAUUUAUAUAAUAUGUGUGUGUGUGUGUGUGUGUGUGUGUGUGUGUGUAUUUAUAUGUAUACAUAUAUGAAUUAUAUGUGUAGUUUUAGUAAGAAACAAAAAUAUAUAUAUAUAUAAAUAUUUAGUGAAAUAUAUAGUGAGCACUGUACUGCCUCCCCAAAACAAUCAAUUACAGCAGUUUGAUGUAUUUCAGGCUUAUGUGCCAUAAGAUAAAACUAAUUUUUUUUCUAUACAUUUUAAGAGAUUAACUGUUAUCACCGAAUACGUUUUAUUUUAUAUUAUUUUAUUAUCAUCUAAAAUGUACAUUUUAAAGUUUAUGAAAAACAAAAUGCAUACCUACCCAUAUAUUAUAUAUAAUAAAAUUAUAUAUAUAUUUUAUUCGUUUAACGAAGUACAUUUUAUUUUUAUUUAUACAGAUAUAUAUUUAUAUAUUUUAUGUAUGUUAUAUAGAAAUAUUAUAUUGUAUAUUUCUAUAUAAAUAUUUUAAUCAAAUUUAUUGAUGUUGCAUAUGUAAGGUUUUUCAAAUUUUUAUGAAAUGUAUUAUUUUAUAAUUGGAAAUGUUUUUAAGAGACAACAUAAAUAAAAAAAAAGCAUGUAGAACAAAAUAUAGGAUUUUUUUUUUCAAUUAUUAUAUUUUCUCUUGAUCAUAUCACCAAAUAACCAAGGUCAUUCGAGUAGUCAUAUUGUAGUACUGGAUCGCAUUAUAUAAAGUGUAUAACCUAUUAUUAAAAAAACAAAACCUUUUUAAAUUAUUUUAGAUUUUAUAAAAAAAUUAUUUUAAGUAUUUUGAG
Messenger RNA from Cinara cedri, 38694 nucleotides. The record is from the annotation of a GenBank genome assembly. Lineage: Eukaryota; Metazoa; Arthropoda; Insecta; Hemiptera; Aphididae.